AUGAUCAGGGCGGCUUUGGUGAAGUGUGACAGUGGAUGGUUUCAUGCGGAGGCGGUUGCGAAUUGUGUGUGUGUGUGCGUGGUUGACCGUGAACUUUACACGCUCAAGAUCGAGGGUUCGAUCCCCUCCUCCGAUAUUUGA
Peronospora matthiolae is the source of this 141-nucleotide messenger RNA. The record is from the annotation of a GenBank genome assembly. Lineage: Eukaryota; Oomycota; Peronosporomycetes; Peronosporales; Peronosporaceae.